Achroia grisella is the source of this 2661-nucleotide messenger RNA. RefSeq names its product pre-mRNA-splicing factor syf1 homolog (gene fand). The transcript is spliced from 2 exons. Bases 99 to 2636 code for a protein of 845 amino acids. Lineage: Eukaryota; Metazoa; Arthropoda; Insecta; Lepidoptera; Pyralidae. The record is from RefSeq and is a predicted model, not a curated record. Gene Ontology annotation, cellular component: U2-type catalytic step 2 spliceosome; post-mRNA release spliceosomal complex; Prp19 complex. Gene Ontology annotation, biological process: mRNA splicing, via spliceosome; generation of catalytic spliceosome for first transesterification step. Gene Ontology annotation, molecular function: protein binding.
UCAACUUUACGGAAUACAAUAAUUUUUGGUAUUUUGUUAAAAUUUAUGUAUAUUUAGAUACUAUUUCUGUUAUUUAUACGUAUAAUAUCAAUACAACAAUGCCGUUGCUUGACGGUAAAGAAAUAGACAUAUUUUUUAAUGAACAAGAUUUACCCUAUGAAGAAGAAAUAUUAAGAAAUCCAUUUUCUGUAAAACAUUGGCUUAGAUAUAUAGAACAUAAAAAAGGAGCACCUAAAAAUGAAAUUAAUGUCAUUUAUGAAAGAGCUUUAAAAGAGUUACCUGGUUCAUUUAAACUGUGGUAUAAUUAUUUAAAACUGAGGAGAAGUCAAAUUCGUGGUCGCUGCAUUAUUGACCCUUGUUAUGAAGAUGUUAACAAUUGCUUUGAAAGAUCUUUAGUGUUCAUGCAUAAGAUGCCUAGAAUUUGGAUGGAUUACUGUACAUUUUUAACUGACCAAUGCAAAAUCACAGGUACAAGAAAAGCGUUUGAUAGUGCUUUAAGAGCUUUGCCAAUAACACAGCACCAUAGAAUAUGGCCACUUUAUCUUAAUUUUCUGAGAAAACAUGAUAUACCUGAAACUGCCAUUAGAGUUUUUAGAAGAUACUUAAAACUGUGCCCAGAAGAUACUGAGGAGUAUAUAGAUUAUUUAAUUUCUAUAAAUAAACUUGAUGAAGCAUCUUUAAAGUUGGCCCAAAUAGUAAAUAAUGAAAACUUUCAAUCUAAGCAUGGUAAAUCCAAUCAUCAGCUUUGGAAUGAAUUGUGUGAAUUGAUAUCUAAAAAUCCAGAUAAAAUUCAUUCUCUCAAUGUAGAUGCUAUUAUUAGAGGAGGUCUUAGACGUUAUACUGACCAAUUAGGCCAUUUAUGGAACUCCCUCUCAGAUUACUAUGUAAGAAGUGGUCUAUUUGAAAGAGCUAGAGAUAUUUAUGAAGAAGCUAUUCAAACUGUAACAACAGUAAGGGACUUCACACAAGUGUUUGAUGCUUAUGCACAAUUUGAAGAACUUAGUUUGAGUAAAAAAAUGGAAGAAGUUGCAAAUAAAAUAAAUCCUAGUGAAGAUGAUGAUAUUGAUUUGGAACUUAGGCUUGCUAGAUUUGAAUACUUAAUGGAGAGAAGAUUAUUGCUUCUUAAUUCAGUACUUCUAAGACAAAAUCCACACAAUGUUGCUGAAUGGCAUAAAAGAGUUAAAUUAUAUGAAGGGAAACCACAUGAAAUUAUAGAUACAUACACAGAAGCUGUACAAACAGUGGAUCCUAAAUUAGCUGUAGGUAAAUUAUAUACAUUGUGGGUUGGAUUUGCAAAAUUUUAUGAGAAAAAUGAACAAAUAGAAGAUGCUAGAUUGAUAUUUGAAAAAGCAACUCAAGUUAUGUACGCAAAAGUUGAUGAUUUAGCCUCAGUAUGGUGUGAAUGGGCAGAAAUGGAAAUUAGACAUGAAAACUAUGAGGAUGCUCUUAAACUAAUGCAAAAAGCCACUGUCUUACCUAGCAGGAAAGUAGCUUAUCAUGAUGACACAGAAACAGUACAGAUGCGUUUAUAUAAGUCUCUAAAAGUAUGGUCUAUGUAUGCAGACUUAGAAGAAAGUUUUGGUACAUACAAAUCUUGUAAGGCUGUGUAUGAUCACAUUAUUGAUUUAAAAAUAGCCACACCACAAAUAAUUAUAAACUACGGACUAUUCUUGGAGGAACACAACUAUUUUGAAGAAGCCUUUAGAGCUUAUGAAAAAGGAAUUGCUCUUUUCAAAUGGCCUAAUGUUUAUGACAUAUGGAAUACAUACUUGACAAAAUUUUUGAAAAGAUAUGGUGGAACAAAACUAGAAAGGGCAAGAGACCUAUUUGAACAAUGUCUUGAGCACUGCCCUGCAGAAUUUGCAAAGUCAAUAUUUCUUCUGUAUGCAAAGCUAGAAGAAGAACAUGGUCUAGCAAGACAUGCAAUGUCUGUCUAUGAAAGAGCUACAACAUCUGUGCUUCCUGAGCAGAUGUUUGAAAUGUUUAACAUUUACAUAAAAAAAGCAGCAGAAAUCUAUGGUGUACCAAAGACUAGGCAGAUCUAUGAGAAGGCAAUAGAGACAUUACCUGAGGAAAAGGCUAGAGAAAUGUGUGUUAGAUUUGCUGAAAUGGAAACUCGAUUGGGUGAAAUCGAUAGAGCUCGAGCAAUAUAUGCUCAUUGUAGCCAACUAUGUGAUCCAAGAAUCACUGCAGAUUUUUGGAAUACUUGGAAAGAGUUUGAAGUUCGUCAUGGCAAUGAAGAUACAAUGCGUGAAAUGCUAAGAAUAAAGAGAAGUGUACAAGCAACUUAUAAUACACAAGUAAAUAUGAUGUCAGCCCAAAUGUUGAGUUCAGCAGCACAAGCAGCAGGUACCAUUUCAGAUCUUGCACCAGGUAUGAAGGAUGGCAUGAGAAUGCUAGAAGCUAAAGCUGCAGAGAUGGCAGUACAAAGCAAGGGUAAUAUUAUGUUUGUACGUGGAGAAACACAAGGCUUGAAAGAAAGUACAGAAAAAGUAGUAAAUCCGGAUGAAAUAGACAUAAAUGAAGAUUCAGAAAAUAGUGAUGAUGAUGAUGAUGACGGAGAAGUGGCGCCAGUACAGAAGAAGGAUAUUCCGGCUGCUGUGUUUGGAGGCCUUGUACCAGACGAUGAAAAUUGAAAUAAUAUUCAGUUUCAGUAAUAAA